Molecule: messenger RNA, 2416 nt
Organism: Dipodomys spectabilis (banner-tailed kangaroo rat)
Lineage: Eukaryota; Metazoa; Chordata; Mammalia; Rodentia; Heteromyidae
Gene: Pitpnc1
Product: phosphatidylinositol transfer protein cytoplasmic 1
Exons: 10
Coding region: 279-1085 (268 amino acids)
Biological process (GO): phospholipid transport
Cellular component (GO): cytoplasm
Molecular function (GO): phosphatidylinositol transfer activity; phosphatidylinositol binding
Source: RefSeq, a predicted model, not a curated record
CCGGGCAUGUCCUGAUCUGCGGCCGCGCCUACCGCCGCGGGUCUCCCUCCUUCUCCGCCUGACUUUGCCUCCCGCGCGGCUCCCGGGAGCAUCGGCCCCGAGCCGAGGCAGGAGGCGCGCGAGGAGCCUCGAACCCCCGGACUCAGAGCUUGACAUGGUGCGGUGCGGGCCGGGGGAAGCGAGGAGCUGAGCGCUGUCGGAGCGCGGUGCGGUGCGGUGCGGCGCGGUGCGGGCCCUCCCCCCCGGACGCCCGCCGCGGGUUCGGGUCCGGCCGCACCAUGCUGCUGAAGGAGUACCGGAUCUGCAUGCCGCUCACCGUGGACGAGUACAAGAUCGGACAGCUGUACAUGAUCAGCAAGCACAGCCACGAGCAGAGCGACCGGGGCGAGGGCGUGGAGGUCGUGCAGAACGAGCCCUUCGAGGACCCUCACCACGGCAACGGCCAGUUCACCGAGAAGCGGGUGUAUCUCAACAGCAAACUGCCUAGUUGGGCUAGAGCUGUGGUCCCCAAAAUAUUUUAUGUGACCGAGAAGGCGUGGAACUACUAUCCUUACACAAUUACAGAAUACACAUGCUCCUUUCUGCCGAAAUUCUCCAUCCACAUAGAAACCAAGUACGAGGACAACAAAGGGAGCAACGACAGCAUUUUUGACAAUGAAGCCAAAGACCUAGAGAGAGAAGUUUGUUUUAUUGACAUUGCCUGCGAUGAAAUUCCAGAACGCUACUACAAAGAAUCGGAGGAUCCUAAACACUUCAAAUCAGAGAAGACAGGACGGGGCCAGCUAAGGGAAGGCUGGCGAGAUAGUCAUCAGCCCAUCAUGUGUUCUUACAAGCUGGUGACCGUGAAAUUCGAGGUGUGGGGGCUUCAGACCCGAGUGGAACAAUUUGUGCACAAGGUUGUCCGAGACAUUCUGCUGAUUGGACACAGGCAGGCUUUCGCGUGGGUUGAUGAGUGGUAUGAUAUGACAAUGGAUGAUGUUCGGGAAUACGAGAAAAACAUGCAUGAACAAACCAACAUAAAAGUUUGCAAUCCGCAUUCCUCCACUGUGGAUGACAUAGAGAAUCAUGCCCAAACAAGUACAUGACAAUGGACCAAGUGCGAGAAUUCGAACGAGCUACUCAGGAAGCCACCAACAAGAAAAUCGGCGUGUUCCCGCCUGCCAUCUCCAUCUCCAGCAUCUCCCUGCUGCCUUCCUCGGUGCGCAGCGCCCCGUCCAGCGCGCCCUCCACCCCUCUCUCCACCGAUGCCCCAGAAUUCUUGUCUGUCCCCAAAGAUCGGCCGCGGAAAAAGUCGGCUCCAGAAACUCUCACCCUGCCAGACCCCGAGAAGCCAGCCACCCUGAAUUUACCUGGCCUGCGCUCUUCUGAGAAGCCAUGUCGGCCCAAAUCAGAGUAACUUCAUGUGGAAUGGCCCCUGGGUUUUUCUAGUUUCUUUUUUUUCUUUCUUUUUUGGUGGGAGUGGCGGGGAGGGGGGGUUAUCGUUUCUUUGUUAACAAUCGUCUUCUGAUAGAGGAAAAGACUGCUUUGUCCUCAAACCUGUCCCUCUGAGGGUGCAUGUGGCUGAGUAAUUUCACAAAUCAGAUACGUCCCUCCGCCUGUCACCCAAUAGCAGUUGCUGAAAGAUGUUCGAGGUUUGGGGAGGUUUGCGUGGACUCUUGAGGGUCACGAGAGGAAAAAUGUGCACCCUUACACAGCUUUGUUGCUAGGUGUGGGAAAACAGUGAAGUCCGUUUCUUUCCGUCAAACCUGAUCGUGUCAAACUAAACAAAACACAAAACACGAAACGGCUCAGGCAUCGUUUACCUAAUUGUUCAGUUUUGAACUACUGACCACCAAUACUUGAAUAUCAAGAGUUAACUGAGAUUCCUAUUUUGGGUUGUCUGACUCAGGAUUUGGGGCCUAAUUAACUCUUUAAAAGAAUUUUUGAAAACUUUUAAUUAUCAACCUAGAAAGGCUCCAAGUGCAAUUAAUGAUGACUUGUUUAUACCUUUCUCAGAAUUUCAUAAAGAGAUCCCUUGUUCCUAUCUUUUAAUAACAUAACACCCCACACCCCUUGAGCCCCUGUGGCCUUUGAAAUCCUGAAGAAUGGCAUGGCUGAUAUUUAGAGAUUUAGUUGAAGAAUGAGAAGCCCAAGAGAGAUUAAACAUCUUUCUUCUCUGCAGGUACCCAAAAACCUUGAAUUGUCAGUUUUCAAUCAGAUUCUCAGAAUUUGAGCUGAGCCAAUUGUGGCUCAUGCCUGUAAUCCUAACUAUUCAGAAGACUGACUGAGCUGUGAGGAUCAUGGUUCAAAGCCAACCUCAAGCAGACCACUCCUGAGAGACUCUGAUCGCCAAUUAAUCUAGCAAAAAAGCUGAAAUUGGAGGCGUGGCUCAAGUGGUAGAGCACCAGCCUUGAGCUAAAGGAUAGCACUCUGGCCC